Messenger RNA from Danaus chrysippus (African queen), 435 nucleotides. The record is from the annotation of a GenBank genome assembly. NCBI's taxonomy places the organism in Eukaryota, Metazoa, Arthropoda, Insecta, Lepidoptera, Nymphalidae.
AUGGUAGUACUCAAACAUUACUCUAAAUUAUAUUAUACAUCUUGUAAGUUAGUAAAUACAAUUCAAAUCACCAUCCUUUAUCUUCCUCCAGGUUUAGCGAUCACCUGUUAUCAAUGCAACAGUCACAACGACUCCAGGUGUCUGAUGGACAAGCUGCCUGACUCCAUGCGACUACCCUGCGGACCCAAGGACACUAUGUGCAGGAAGAUCUCGCAGGUUGUGGAGUUCGAGUCCAACGGGAUGCCUCCAGACAACCGCAUCAUCAGAGGCUGCGGCUGGGACGACAGCAGUUACAAAGGACAAUGCUACCAGCGCUCAGGCUUUGGAGGUAGACAGGAGGUGUGCUCGUGUCUGGAAGACGGCUGUAACUCCGCCAACCUGCCCGCUAUUGGAACAGCUCUCAUGCUGAUCACCUUCGCGUUACUUAGGUUCUAG